AACAAUUGACAAAGUGAGGCUGGCAAUCAGAAGGCAACAGACUAGGCACACUUGGUUGAGACUGUGUGACCUGACAGAAUCCUCCCUGAGGAACCAAGAUCUCAGUUCAGCGACUGGCAUCGUACUGCCUGAAUCGCGAUCUCAGGCUUAUUGUCUUCCCGGCUACCUGCGACUCAUCCUGCUUCGAUGCGAUUCUUUGAAAAGACAGUCUACUCUCCCUCCUAACACUGUUUGUCCAUUGAUGAAAAGCAUUGCAGUGAUCUCUUCAUAUUCCUGAGAUUUUCUCUGCGAUCAGCCGUCCACCUUAAUCCUCUAUCUCAUUCCGCUAGCACUCCGACGGCAAUACCGGCUUCACAGUUGCUUCCCCGCCGAUCAAGGUGCAGAGAAAAUGGCAGGGCAAAAGGCGAGACGGUUAGCGAAAGAGCUGGCAGACAUCCGAGCUGAUUCCGAGACCACCGUCUUUGCUGAGACCGUAGGAGACAGCCUUACAAACCUCAGAGGCACCUUCAAAGCCCCAUCAGGGACCCCAUACGAAGGCGGCAACUAUGAAGUUUCUAUCAAGAUUCCCAAUGAGUACCCUUUCAAGCCACCGGUGAUGAAAUUCGUGACAAAGAUCUGGCACCCGAAUAUCUCCAGUGUAACGGGUGCUAUUUGCCUUGAUACCCUCAGCACAGGCUGGUCCCCUGUCUUGACCAUCAAGGCUGCCAUGAUAUCUUUACAAUCUCUCCUCAACUCACCAGAACCCAAGGAUCCUCAAGAUGCGGUCGUCGCCCAACAGAUGAUCAAGGACCCCAAGGAAUUCGAGAGGCAAGCAAAGGCAUGGGCAGUGACAUAUGCUGGGGCACCAAAAUCCUUGAUCGGUGAAAGCAGUGGAGGAUCUACCGCAGAGUCAAUCGAAAAAGCUGAGAAGGCAAGCAAAGAGCGUGAAGCAGCUGCAAAUAUGGCCGUGUAUGAUGGGUACAACAAAGAUCUGAUUGACCGAUUCGUGCACAUGGGAUUUGAUGUGGAACGCGUAGUAGAGGCAUUUAAUUAUGUUGGUAUUGACCGCAAUGAGGGACAAGACUAUGAACUUGAGGAGGCCUACAUGGGUGACAUUACCGCCAGACUGCUCGGUGAACCCUGAAUAUUAAGAGGGUGGGAUCGAAGCAUUGCUGCAUAAAGCGCUGGUGUUCAUAGGAUUUGGGGCCACUGCACAUUUCAUCAUGGAUGUAUAUCAUGACGGUUGAUGACCACACGAGACAAUGAGAAUUCUCAGUUUGAGCGCCUCUGAUUCUCCAACGGCCCUGUAGGUGCGAUUAAAGCAUACUCCGUAACACAUUGUCACAGAUGCAGCCGCUUGGUGUUAGUGUUGCUGUGGGGUGCAGAAUAAUAAUAUCGGCAUCAAGUGAUCGUCGAUAUUUGAGCAUCAUAUUAUUUUCGAGGUUUUGCU
This is a messenger RNA of Exophiala oligosperma, 1429 nucleotides long. RefSeq lists its product as uncharacterized. NCBI's taxonomy places the organism in Eukaryota, Fungi, Ascomycota, Eurotiomycetes, Chaetothyriales, Herpotrichiellaceae. The record is from RefSeq and is a predicted model, not a curated record. Bases 389 to 1123 code for a protein of 244 amino acids. Gene Ontology annotation, molecular function: protein binding. The transcript is spliced from 2 exons.